ACACGCCCCCCUUCCACCAACCCGACCUCCUCUCCCCAUACACACACCCACCUGCCACAACAUGUGCAAGGACUGCCUCAGGAGCGUUUGUCCGGACCGCGGGUCAAUGGCUCUGGACACCGGGGCGUACUUUGCCAACUACACAGGCUGCGCCGAGUGCUCGGUCUUCCGCCUCGCCGUCCGCGACAAGACGGCCGAUGAGGACGACGAGGGCAACGAGACCGUCUCGUUCACGCACGUGUGCGGCGCGUGCGAGCACGUCAUUGCCCUCCACGAGUUCUCCUGCAUCGUCGACGACGGCCGCCACGAGUACUCGAUGAGCUGUCUGCUGUGCGGGAUGGCCGAAGACUCGCGCGCCAUUGGCGUGUACGACGCUGGCGCCGCCAGCGCGCUGACCUAG
Molecule: messenger RNA, 400 nt
Organism: Thecamonas trahens ATCC 50062
Lineage: Eukaryota; Apusomonadida; Apusomonadidae
Product: churchill
Exons: 2
Coding region: 62-400 (112 amino acids)
Biological process (GO): multicellular organism development; positive regulation of DNA-templated transcription; fibroblast growth factor receptor signaling pathway
Molecular function (GO): zinc ion binding
Source: RefSeq, a predicted model, not a curated record